This is a messenger RNA of Orbicella faveolata, 4467 nucleotides long. RefSeq lists its product as uncharacterized. Lineage: Eukaryota; Metazoa; Cnidaria; Anthozoa; Scleractinia; Merulinidae. The record is from RefSeq and is a predicted model, not a curated record.
UUUGCAUAUGGUGACAUGUACCAAAUAAUUCUAGGUCAAUUAACCCAACGAAGCUAUUGUUUGACUGAGCUAUUGUUCGAUUUGGUACAAGUGGAAAAUGACGUUGGACGUUGGAAUUAGCGGUUGCAAGUCUUAUAUGGGGGACGAUAAAACUUUUUUGACAAAACUGUCACGCACUGAUCUUAACAGCAUUGGUCGGUGACUGCUAUACUUAUCAUAAUCAGUAGUUUUACUAUCACAUGAAAUAUUAGAUUGAAUGGUAGGCGUGUGUGGAUGGGGCGCUGAACGGGAUCCGUUCUAAUACAUGAAUUUUUGUAAAAUCAUUGUUUGGAUCGCCGUGGGGUUAAGAUGUAUUUUUUAGGGGCAAUAUUAAUUAAUGACUGUUUCAAUGUUGAAUUUGUUUCUAUUGCAGUGCCAACGAGUCGCUCUCAAAAAUUCAAAAGUAUGAAUUACAAGGAGUUCGCCGAGUUUUUUAACCACUCGAGGGAGGCAACAGAUCUUUUGGGUACCAGUUCCCUAUUGAGAGAUCAGACGAUCGACCGCUUACAAACAAAUGGUGGCUACAGGGGGCCUGGUGACAAAAUGAGAAAUGGAAACGAGGAUGUCAAAGCGUUGCCGCCAACCACUCCUGGCACAAACGAAGCUUCUUAUCACAUGGACAAUCGACAGAAUGGACCUAACUCAUGGACUGUCUGUUCAAAAACAUUACACAGCUUGCUGGAGCAAUACCUCAACGAAAACGGUACAUUGUCAUCAUUCAGGCAAGUAUUCGAGAAAAACAGUUUGCAAGAGAAAAACCACGGAGACUACGGAGGGGAAGCCCAAGAUCACGUGACUUCUCACGAACCUCCUCCGCUUCUCCAUCGCCCCACUAAGCGAUCCUUGGAGCAAAGUCACGCGACUAUUAGGUCAGCAGAUCCUAAGUGCUCCCGACUAGAGGACUAUUGUGCUUUUGCCGAGCAAAAUCCCGUGCGAAGGAGAAACGAGACGAGUAGUGCCAGGGAGGAAAUGUUUGAAAAGACUCGAACCCUUGGAAAUUCAUUGAAGCCACUAGGACCUCCCCCACCCCUGUUAAAACAACCAGCAGUGUACAAGCAUGAACGGGAAAUCCGCUGGGGAAGCCUCCAAAAGCAUUAUACAAAAGACAACACUCCCGAUCCUGCAAUAGACUGGAGAACAUUCAGGAAUAACGGGGGAUGUAAACACAGUGCAGCGACUUCUCCAGGGAACGUGUCGAGAAAUGCGAGGACUCCUGGUGACCAAUUUCAGAGAACAGAGUCGCUUAAAGCUAAACCUCUGUCGCCUUCUUCAAUUGCAAAACAGAAAUUGUUUCCUGCAGAGCCUGUACCAAGACAAAUAGAGAGCCCAGACAAUUCGACAUGCGGAGGUUACGCAUUUGACCACAUGGCAAUGCCGAAAAUCGUGGCAGUGCAUUCUGUAUCACGAGGCUCACAGGAUGAAGACGAAUGGGCGAAAAACAAAGCUUUUAUUUCUCGAGCUAAAGCCAAUCAGAAUAAGCCUUCCUACAGUGGUGCAUCAGUAGAGGAAAGAGGAAAGGGCCAUUCGCAAACAAGAUCUGUUAGAGCGCAAAAUCAGCAAACUAUUGCUCAAGGUCAUCCUCGUUAUCAGGAAACCAACCAAUCUGCUUUUGGUAAUAUGACUAAGAGCUCUUCGGAGGAAGUUACCUUCGAACGUUAUGUGCUCUAUCACCUGCUUUCCAAGUUCCAAGGAAACGUUGAACAGGUCAAACGUGUUUUAAAACAGAACCUGAUGCAAGAGUGGCUGGCCUACUCUCAAGGAAAUGUGGAUCCUAGACAACAAACGUUUGAAGGAGUGAAUUUUUACGAGCUGCGGAAACUCUAUGAAAUUUGGUGUCAGUUGCAAAAAAGCCCAAGAACGAACGCAGUUCGAGGUAGCACUGUACAAACAAUUUCAAAUGCUCAGAACUACAAGUCGAAUCGCGUAGACUCUGAUUCUAGAACAAAUAUUCAACAAAACCCAGAGGUUUGUUAUCGGAACAGUCAAAGUUCUCCAAAUCUUCAGCGAUCGAGGCCAGCUUCGUGUCCUCAAGGAAACAGUCCUUUACAUAGAGCUCGUAGCAUACAUCAAGGGAUUCCUCGGUCCUCUGUGAAUCCAUCUCGAGUUACCCCAAACUCACAGCACAAUGGUAUCGUCCAGGGACCCAUUAGAAGCGGAACAAACAAGGAUAUCCCGAUACAUGUUCAAGAAAAGAUUUAUACUGUUUCACAAAAUUCAGGAAGGAGAGCAAAUCGCCCCGACCCCUACCCUGCACCUGCAGUUUAUCAUAAUCAACACGACACCAACGUAAGACCUGGUAACAUCCACGCACAGUCGUCAACUAGCCAGCGUCAUGCAGCGCUGGCUUUGAACUCUGACAUGUGUAAUGUUAAAUACAAGUCUGAUGAUCAAGUCAAAGCUAAUGAUAUUUUCCUGACACAGCAUGUGCACGAAAACGUUCCAAGGAAUCAAUGCGAAACUUACGGAGAUACUCCACAGAGAAACGUCCUCAAACAAGAAGAGGAAACGACCACGACGAACAUUUCACUCGCAAGUCUUCUUCAGCAUUUCCCACAAACAAUUUCCAAACCAAGUCAAAAUCAGUCUUUGCCUUCGGUUAAUUCACCCUUGUCGCCAUCAAACAACGUUUUACGCAGCAACAUUUCCGUCAAAUCAUACAAUGAAUCUGGCCAGCGUUAUCGGUAUCCAGUGGAAAACGGCGUCCGUCCAGAAUCGCGGGAAAAAGACGCCGUGCACGGCCAAGAAACAAAGGCAAGUUAUCUCUGGCGUUUUAAAGGGGGAAAGUUAAUCAGCGACAACAUGCCAAGUAUCAACAGAGGAGAACGUCUGACUGAAAUCGAGCUUGAUGAUCUGGUAUCUAGUCAACAGAAACAUACUGAAGUAGAGGUUUCUAUGGAGGCAAAACGUGAAGUUCAUACUUCUGGUCAGCAGUCUUAUCACAAAGUAUCAUCCUCGAUAUCACUUCUGGCAAAUGAGCAGAAAUGCAAUACUCAAACAAGUCAGCGGUCUUCUUUAGCAGUCGAUCAGCAACACAAGAAAGUAUGUGGUGCCGCAGCUUCCGGUCAGCGGUGCUACUGCGUUUUAGAUCAGAAAGGCUGUCCACAGAGCACACAGAAAUCAAGUGAUCCUAUUCAGAGCAUGCAGCGCAUGAUAAUCAGAACUUCUCGAAAUUCUCCAGCAGGGAAAAAUACCUCACCAAUUCAAAGUCAAAUUUCAAACGUUAAAAUAAAAACAGAAAGAAGUGUUUCUUCCACUCAUGAUGAGCCUGUGUACCAACGAUCUGAUACAACCGUCCUGGUUUCACCACAGGCCAACCAUCAUUCGAGCGUCCAUGUGUCACAGGGAGGCAAAAAAAUUGAUGCUACCCUUCAUGCACAAGGUAACCAAGCGUCAUGUUCAAGCCUUUGCGUUUCACCUGUUGCACAAACAAGUCAACAAUCGAACGCAACUUUCUACGCUUCACGCAACGCACAGGCAAACCAGCAAUCUCACGGCACUGUUACCAUCGUAAGCAAUCCACAGGCAAACCAACACUCCAGUCGCGUUUCGCCCACUGCACAGAUAAGGCAACAUUCUGACGCCAGCUUACACGGUUCACACAACGAAAGGACAAACCAGCAAUACAAUACGUCAAGGAACGCACAGCUUUCACAACAAUAUAAUGCUUCACUACAUGUUUCACGAAGUAGUAAGGAAAGCGAACAGUCCAAUGGAAACUUACAUGCUCAGACAAACCAGCAAUCCAAUUCAAGCUUCCAUGUUUCACUUAAUGCACAGGCCACCCAACAGCCUCAUGCUAGUUCGAACAACAAUCAGCAAUCAGACGUUUCGCGUAAUACGCAGAAAAACCAACACCAAUCAAAUACAAGUUUCAAGCUUCCUGGUACUGCACGGGGAUGCCAACAAUCAAAUGGUAGCUCCAAAGCUUCGCGUAACUCACCGUCGGGCCAGAAAUCGAACGCGAACCCCGAAAUUUCAAAAGUAGAUAAGAUAGUGCCUAAGGUAGAGAAAAAUACUUCUUGCCAGAAUGGAAAUCGCAAGAAGACUGAAGCUUCGACUGCCAUCAAGUCUGAAAGAACAAACGAUAAAAACUGUAGCUUCCUAACAUCCCUUCCCCCGAAAAAACAAUACACUUCGCUUCAGCAGCUUGCCAAAAAAGUUAUCGAGACUAGGCAGAGAUUUGAGAUGGAAAACAUUCCUUGGAAGAAAAAAAUCUUAAAAUCUCUCGAAGGCGUGUUGAUGAAACGGCUCCGAAAAAUUGAGAAGGAGACUGGGGAACAGGCUGACCUAGAAGGUAGAAAAGGUUUUGAGACUGAAGCAAGUACAAAGGAACAGAAAACUUAGAAAUAGGAGAAAAACUACAAAGACGAAUAAAGUUAAAACAGAAAAAUUACUAGAAUGUUUUAAAAUCACAAUAAUAAAAUAAAC